UAAUGUGUUCCCUGGAGUGUACACGAGCUCAGCCAGUCGCACCUCUGUCCCCUGAGAAGACGCAGAAGCGAUUGUACAAUUCGUAUUUGUAGUUGCAGCGAGGGGACAAGUUUCAACACAGCAAAUAUUUCUUCCUAUUGUUCAAUAUGAAUUUCGCAGUUUAACUGUUGAAACACACACCCAGGGAAUGUGAGAUUGGAUUGGGCUGCUCGGUGCCAGGGAACAGAACAUGCGCUGGGUUGAAAAUCCAGUGUCCAGUAAAAGGGGCAGCGCAGCAGUUUAGUGAGGCGAGGAGUUAAAGCGGCGAGAGAUCGGCUCCCAAGCCCUGCCCUCCUGCUUUCCAUUGCCUGACAUCAUUCACAGAGAGAGGGGGAGGAGAGCCGGGAGUUUCAGAGGGACAGGCGGGCAGAAGUGAGGGCUGUGACACAGUAGAGUGAGGCAGGGAAAGAGUGGAAAGUGGCCAAGCCACACAGACACAUCGGAUCUUCCUCACACACACAGAGAGCGAGAGACAAACUGCAGCGCACUGAGCAAGGGACAGAACGGGACUGUUCUGCAGGGAAACGACUGAGCGCCAGGACAUUCCUCUAACUCCACUUUGUCAGCCUGAUUCACAGUGACCUGCAGAAGAAGCAGCACCACGUUCUCCCCCCAAAUUCCGCUGCUUUUGGAUCAGACUGUCUUGUAUCUGGGGACUUCAGUCUGCUGAGUCGGGGGGAGAGCUGGAGAGGGGAUUUGGGGCUCCGGGGGUUUAUAUCUCAUCACUGAGUACAAACGUGUUGCUCUGUCCAUGUUCUGCCGCUCUGCCCCGCUCUGACUUGUCCCCCCAUAAAGGACGAGGGUGGGGAGUCCCUGUUAGGAGUUGCUCUCGUGUCCCCACUGGCACGUCUGUGGAUUUGAUGCUUAUCCCGUGGAUUAUGGCUCCCAGGCGGAAUGGCCACUGCUGGUACUGGCCUCUGACUAUCAGCGUGUUCUUGGCAUCAGUCUUCCAAGGCGUACACUCUCAGAUGGUGCUGGUAAAUGAGACAGUUUCUGGAUAUGUUGGUGAGGACGUCAUGCUUCAUUGUAAUUUUGUAAAUUCUCCACCUAGUGUAAAAAUCACUCAGGUCACAUGGCAGAAGUCCACCAAUGGCUCAAAACAAAAUGUAGCCAUCUAUAACCCGGCAAUGGGAGUGUCCAUCCUUUCUCCUUACAAGGAACGUGUAUCCUUCCUAAACCCCUCUUUUCGGGAUGGUACAAUAAUGCUGACCCAAUUGCAGCUGGAAGAUGAAGGAUCAUACAUCUGCGAAUUUGCUACUUUCCCCACAGGAAACCGGGAGAGUCAACUUAAUCUUACUGUUCUAGCCAAACCAGUCAAUCAUAUGGAAGGAACAUCAAACCAGUUGAUUGCAGUUCCAGGUUCAACUAAGAAAGUUGCCGUUGCCACCUGCAUAUCAGCCAACGGGAAGCCUCCCAGCAGUCUGAACUGGGAAACCAAGCUGAAGGGUGAACCUGAGUAUCAAGAGAUAAAAAAUGAAAAUGGAACCGUGACAGUAAUCAGCCGCUACCUGCUUGUACCAAACCGAGAAGCCCACCAGCAACCACUAACUUGUGUUAUUAACUAUCAGACAGAACGAUACACACAGACAACUCUUCUCAGUGUUCAGUAUGAGCCACAUGUUACUAUUGAAGGUUUUGAUGGGAAUUGGUAUGUAAGGAGACCAGAAGUAAAACUGACCUGCACAGCAGACGCCAACCCUCCUCCUUCUCUAUAUGAGUGGAGAAUGGCGAAUGGCUCACUGCCAGAUAACGCCAUAGUAAAUAAUAACACACUGCACUUUCGAGGGGAGGUCACCUACGGUUUUUCUGGGACGUACAUUUGUGAAGCCAAAAAUGCCAUUGGCAGUCGUACAGGCCAAGUUGAAGUUAAUGUGACAGAAUUCCCUUUCACCCCAACUACUCCUGGGAGACUGGACCGGAGAGAGUCCUCCACAUUUCCAACAGCAAUCGUGGGCGGCGCAGUGGGAGGAGUCGUUCUUGUGCUCGCAGUGUCAGUACUGAUAUUUGUCGUACUGCGAAAAAGACAUCAAACCUUCAAAGGAGAUUAUAACACCAAGAAACACGUAUACGGAAAUGGUUACAGCAAGGCAGGAGUUGCACAACACCCACCAAUGGCACAGAGCCUGCAAUAUCCUGAGGACUCUGAUGAUGAAAAGAAGCCAGGUCCAGUGGGAAGCAGCAUCUAUGAAGAGGAGGAUGAUGAGGGUCUGGAUAGACAUAAGCUGGCUCAAAAAUUUGAUGAUGAGUCUAAGCGUCCAUACUUUACUGUGGAGGAGGGUGAACGUCGCUGUUAUAAUGAAGACAGAACUCUAGGAUUCCAGUAUGAACCUGACGACAUGCCUGACAAUUUGGUGCCCCAAAAUGAUGGUUCUUUCAUCUCUAAGAAAGAGUGGUAUGUGUGAAAAUAGUCAACCCACUACAUGGACAUCUAUGGCUUGAUUCAUGCACAUGCCCCACCCCUUGAGCUGGGGAAGAGACAAGAGACCUGUGGGAGUGACAAUGUGACCAGAGCUUUUUUGUUUCUUGAUAUAAAUAUAUAUAUAUAAAUAUCUAUCUUUUUAUAUGACUCACAACUACAGGGUCCCUAUGACCUAGAAAGAAUACGUAUUUACACCCACCAGUGACACAACAUGGCCCAAUACAGUUAUGCCCAGUCUAAUACACAUCUGUCACAUUCCUUCAGUAAAUAAACAUGCACACACAAAACAUCACAAUCAGUUAACACAAGAAAAGCUGCAUGUUUUGUUUUGUUUUUUCUAAUUACAGCAUGACAGUUUUAAUUAGCACGACCCAAUGCAGCAAAAGAAAAUGGAAGCAUUUCCCGAUUAAACUGUCAUUCAUGCACAGCUUGCUUUUUGUGGACAGCAAAGGGAACCAUAACUGUGGAUUAAGAUCUCACAUGGUAAUUUUAGGAUACUUAAAUUAAAAAAGCAAAGGUUACGUAACGUUCCACUACAUAAUAUCUAACACAAAUAUCUUCGGUAUUCUGAUUUACAGACAAUCCCUUACACAUAAUUCACACACUUGCACACACACACACACAUUUAUAAACAGACAUACCCACUAAAUCUUGCCUGGUUUUCAUUACAUACACUGCCUCCCCAAACUCCUUUACCCAGACACUGGAAUUAUAUAUCUGAAUAUUGUUGGGUAUGAUGUUUUUUUCAUGUAUUCUGGGAAGUCAUUGAUUUCCAGGGAUACAUAAUGAUGCUCUGCACCCUGCCAUCCUAACCCUACCUGGUGUGGGGUUGGGGAAAGACAAUGGGAAGAUGGCUGCUUAAUGGUCUGUGGGUUUUUUUUGUAUAUUGUGCAUUUCUUGUUCUGUUUGGGUCAUAGUGGAAUUUUUCUAAGCAAUGGUUGUACAUUGAAAUUCAAACAAAACCAUGUGCCAUACCUCCCUUAAAAGGACACUGCACUAACAAUUGUGCAUGAUAACGAUAAAGAUCACCCGUCCCCAGCAUUCCAGGACUCUUUAAUAGCGAUAUGUGUUACAUUACAAAAAAUGAACGUGACAGUCAGAGUGUAAUGAUUUCACGUGGCUGGAGCUGGAAAGAGUAUAUGAUUUGGGACUGUACUGCAGAUCUACAGACACCAGGAGUCUUGAAAACCUGGACACACACUUGGUUCCCGGAUUGGAGCACCCUUUCGAGAGUUUGGCUUGUCACUGGAGUCAAGUCUGUUGAAACAUGUUUCCAUGAUUCUUCUAAGAGCCUCCUUGUCCAUCUGCUGCUUUACAGACAUGAACUCUCUGCUAAAAGGGAGCCAGGAGCCUUUAUUUGAGCUAUAAUUUUGUAAAUGAGAAAGGAAUUGGGAACAAACAUGGCUGUUACCAGAUGGUCACAGGGUCCUUUUAAAGUACAAACUCCUAUUCUGUCUGUGCCAUGCUGCUCUGUUUUAUAUAAGUGUCCUAUAAAGUGUUUGCAUUCCACUGCACCUUUCAUAUCUCAUUGUACAUGCAGGGCUUUCACUGAACCCAUCAGCCAUAUCACAAUCAACAGACUAUGCCACAGCUUGCUUGUGAGCUAAGCUUUCAGGCUAAAUGUUUUAGGUCUCUGAUUCUUAACUUUUAAUUAACUUAAAUCUGUAAUUCUUUGUAGUGAUUUUGAUGGGCCCCAUGCUAAUGUUGAAAACAAUAUAUUUAUUUUGGCAUACAGAACAAUACCCAUGACAACAUCCUGGGGGAUGUCAUGGAUUUUACCCUUAGAUAGUAUUGCAUAAGGAUCCAGCUUAUCUUGUGCACAGAAUAUUCUUUUUCUGCACAUACAUAUUGAUAAAGAUACUGUAAAAUGAGGAUCAUAAAUAAAGGGGUAUAGUUCUAAUCAUAUCUAUACCCAAUUAAGUGGGAAAAUACUAAACUGUGCGUGAAGGGAUAUAUCUCGGCACACCUUACUGUUCUUGGAACUGCCUGUUUUCCCUAGAAUCCAUGCCCCUUACUGUGGUAAAGUUCUCCAGAGUUAAGCUAGCCAUCCAUAGUUCAAUAUGUGUUGUUAGCCCUCCAAACUUAGCCAGGUAUCUAUUAGGCCAGUUUGGAAAUUCCAUCAUUUGAGUGUCCAAUGAUGCUUAUUUGGUAGCCUUGGCAAACAAGGGGAUGUUCUUGUGUGUAGCCACCUUAAGUUGACAAUUCUAAUGCAAAUAAACAUACUAUACAGUCAAAAAGUACUGUAUUAUGUCUGCCAGUUGGAGACAAUUAGAAAGGUAUAAGCAUAAAGCAACAGGAAUUUCUAUUUAUAGGAAAUCAACUGGGAAAUAAUCUGGCAGGACAUUUAUCUGUGUCGAAAACAAAAACACGCUUUUCAACAACUCCUUUAUAAAGUGCUUACUUAUAAGUAGUGUUUAUCCUCUACGUUUCACCAUGAAUAGGCAUUAAAGAAUAAGGGUAUAGUAUAUUUUAUUUACAGAACAUCCCUUUUCUUUGCACUUGCAGUAGGGUUGUCACCUUUUCUGGAAAAAAAUACCGUCCUUCCUAUAUAUUUAUCUUUUUUCCCUAUUAAUAACAUUGCGAUCAACCAUCAUUUUCACCGUCCAGGUGGCAACCCUAAGUAUAUAUGAGACAGAACUGUUGUAUUAUUGGCUUCUCCUCAGGAAUUCUCAGUGGCAUAUAAAGGGAUAGCAGGGUAGUUGUUAUAGAUUUAUGUUGCUGACUAAGUAGAAUGUUCUUUAUUGGUUAUUCUGAAGAAAGUGACAUGGCAAUUUCUAUAUGUAUUGAUACGUCUGAGAGAUGGGAUGUUCUUCAUGCACUAUAGGCUAUGGUCCAUCUUGAAAAUCUAAGUUCAUCUCAGCUGACAGUUUUAAUUUACAUGUAGUUUGGGGGUUUUUAACUUUAUUUUACUGCAAUUUGUAUAGCACUUCAUAUAAAAUGUCCAACAUCGUGCUUCAUGGAGAAAUAAUAAUUCAUAUAAAAAUAAUAAUUCAUUCAGUUCAAGUUGCAAUUUUACUACAUUUUUUUUUCAAAAUACAGCUUUUUGUUCCCAUUGACUGCAGUCGACUUUGCAGAUGUGUUGAGGUUUAACAUUUUUGUGUAAAAUUCUAGGGAAGACUCUGGAGUACGCACUUUAUAAAUGGGCACGCCAGAAAGUUUCCAUAAAAAUAUUUAAGAAUAUGCUGCAUUUUAUGAGCUUUUUAUAAGAUCUUAACAAAAAGUCUCUAUUGCUAAGAUAGGAAUUUUGGCAAUAGGGUCUUAGUUAAAUCACUCUGUCUGAUAAAAUAAGUGCUUACCCAAUGAGGUUCAGCACUUUCCUUCUUCUAGAGACUGGAAGAGAUAGUGUGAGAUCUGUCUCUUCCUCAUUUAUUUACAUAGAAUAAAUCCUAUUAGCAUAUAUGUAAAUUAGUGAGGAAUGGAUGGGGCAUACACAGUACUUGCUCCUUUCUGUCUCUUCCUAGCUAGUCACUGCAAAGUCUGCAUGGAAAUAAUUGGAUGGCCUGGAAAGAUGGAAUACCCCCCUCAAGUAGGAUAUCACUGAAACUCAAAUACUUUAUUAGAAUAUUUAAAGAAGCUGGGUGAUUUUUUUUUACAGCUCCCCUGUAGUUGUAAUGUAUGAAUUAAUGCAAUACAUCACAAUCAUGGAAAUCAUUUUUUGAGGCUGCGGAACAGAAAGGGAAUUGAGAGCAGGUGAUUUAUGAUUUGAUUGCUUCUUUAAAUAAAUUCAGUCAUCUUUAUCUGAGGGGGCCUACCCUAUUAAUUUAGCCUUGGGCACAAAUAUUUGAGGUUUUAGUUAUCAUUAGACGCCACUUCCCUAUCUGAGUAUUGGUGUGUUACAUUUAUAUAUGGGAUGCAAAAGGGAGAGAUUCUGCAUAGCUAUGCCUUAUCAGGCCCAGUUUAGUCAAUAAUACAAGAAGGCCUGUGGAAGCUUUGCACAUAGUACUGGUUAAUAUCACAGCAUGUCCUUUCAUUUUAUAUGUUGAAUUUACUACUUCUUAAGUAGCAUUGCAUGUUUCAUCAAACAAGUAAUAGAACAUAUAAGGGCAAAUCUCCUGUACGUUACAGGUUCAUAGCCAAAACCUUAGGGCUAUGGCACAAGGAGUAUAUUUCAGCUAAGAAUAGUCUGAAUAGUGGCUCCUUCCAUUCAGUUGAAUAGGGGAAAGACUGUCAGCACUGGUACUGGUGCUUUUCUAGCUUUAAGGGUAGAGCUCCUCGAGCGUUUUUUGUCAGAUCGACGCCCGUCAACAACGGAUGGAGUCGCACACGUGAAAAUAUAAUUGGACUACACGGUCCGACAGUCGGAUUAAGACAAUGCUUUCUGCGUCCACAUCCGAGAUGCAUGUCGCGUCGGAUUUAUCGUAGUUGUUAUCUCCGACCUUUCAUUCAGUCCAAUUAUAUCUUCACACGUGCGACUCUAUCUGACUUGUCACAUGCAUGUCGGCAGGCGUUCAUCCAAUAAAAAAUGCUCAUGGAGCUCUACCCUAAAUCUCUCUUUAGAAAAUGUUGAAGUUCAAAAGAGUCAAUGGGAAAUGGCAGUAAUGGAUUUUAUGUACAGUAUCUCUUUCACAGCAUUGGAGAAUAUGCUGUGCGUGCCAUCAGCUCUAAGAAAAUAAAGAUAUUAAGUAAACAAUUAGGAUGAAAUAUAGCUGAAUUAUGGACUCAGAUUCAGAUUUCAAUGCACAUUAGGUAUCUUUGGGCACAGUGGUAGAGUAGGCAUGACAAUAUGGUCAUUGUGUGGUACUCAUAUUUUUAUGUGUUGACUCAGUCUACUCAUAUCAUCCAGAUAUCAUAAACAGGCAUAAAGCAUUUUGAAAGGGCUAAUAUUUAGCAGCAGAAAUACAAAUGUGAAAACACGCUGGAGUUAAGACAAUGUCCUUUUACAGCUCUCGGCACAAAACUGACAGCUGCUCUGCCAGCACCCGAAUGUGAGUUGUAGUUUUGCGGUACUACAAUAACCAAACAAAAAAUUGCACAUCUAAUUGUCAGGUACUGAAUAAUAUAUGUUUUGCUUGGGGAAAAUUGCCCUAACAAAUACAUUUUUUUAUUGUAUAGGCUGUAAAUAGGGAGAAAAUAUAUACCCAGCAUUCUCCAAUAACGUAGGCAAAUAAUGUAUUACACAGACAUUUUUGUUUGCAGCUGUAGAUACAUGAAAAGGCUUUCAGCCACUGUAUCAUGCCAUUCCUUUUUUCAUUUUAUCUGCAUUCACACUGACAAGCGAGGACCUCUGAGGCCUAUUCUCCUUAGUACCGUCCCUGUCCUGUUUUUAGGAUGGAGGAAGUUAUCAAAUCUCCUGGUGAACUAAGUGCUGUAAUUUUGUAAUGUCACCCUCCAAGCAAAAGCUGUGUUUAGAUUUGUAAUUUCAAUCUCCGUAACGGUGGCUAUGCUGAGGGUACAGGAAUGUGACUUGGGGAGGGAUGUCAUUUGGGUAUUUUACAAAUUUGAAUUGCUACAACUGUGGAUAAAUGUGAUGUACAUUUUAUAAAAUAAAAUAUUCUAAAAUC
Messenger RNA from Xenopus laevis (African clawed frog), 7959 nucleotides. It is a transcript of the gene nectin1.S, whose product is annotated as nectin-1. Gene Ontology annotation, biological process: heterophilic cell-cell adhesion; protein localization to cell junction; homophilic cell-cell adhesion. The coding region runs from base 900 to 2441 and encodes 513 amino acids. The transcript is spliced from 6 exons. The record is from RefSeq and is a predicted model, not a curated record. NCBI's taxonomy places the organism in Eukaryota, Metazoa, Chordata, Amphibia, Anura, Pipidae. Gene Ontology annotation, cellular component: plasma membrane; adherens junction.